Paramecium octaurelia is the source of this 1546-nucleotide messenger RNA. NCBI's taxonomy places the organism in Eukaryota, Ciliophora, Oligohymenophorea, Peniculida, Parameciidae. The record is from the annotation of a GenBank genome assembly.
AUGUUUCUCUUGUUAUUUUACUUCUUUGUAACUGGACUUGGAAUAAAGGAAAUAUAUAUCAAUUAGGAUUACUUUUAAUAAGGAAAAUAUUACAAUUUGGAGGAUUCUGAAUACAGGGUGGUAUAAGAGGUAGAACAAGGAACUUUGCUAUUUCAAAUUACAAAACCUGACUGUUAGAAAUAUCUUUAGAUAGAGUAAUAAUAAUAGAUAAUAAAAGAUUAAUAUUCACAACACCAAAUGAUGGUGAUGUCGAUUUGUAGUUUACAAUUAAUCAAAACAGUCCUCCUUCAGUUUUGGGCAACAAAAAUACAAAUGCCAAAUAUACUGAUAUGAAUGGUGAUUAUCUUCACAAAAGCUAUCAAAACAUAGUAAUACCCCCACUUUCCUAUAAAUAAGGUGAUAAAUUUUAUAUCACAAAUUUAAAAAGAGAAGAAGGGAAAACUUAUUAAUAUAACAUAAAAAUAACACAAAGUGAUGAAGUUCCUUGUCCUAACAAAUGCACUUCAAGCUCUUUAGGCUCUUGUUAAUUUGGCUCAUGUUUAUGUAAAGUAAAUAGAGUUGAUUUGGACUGUUCCAAGAUGGCUACUCCCAUCUUGAUAGAUAAUAAAUUAGAAAAUAUGACAAUAAGUGAAACACAGUACUUCUAUUUUCAACAAACGACUUAGUUAGAAACUAUUUAAUUAGAUUUAGAAUUCAAAAAUGUACUGUUCUCUAAGAAAUCUUCAAUCUUUGUGUAUAUAAUGUUUGAAAACUUUGUCUAUGGAGUCGCUACGCCGUAAUUUAAUAAUUACACUUACUCGUUUUCUUAAGAUUCUACAUCCUUAUCUAUAUCAGAGAUUAUAGUUGUUAAACUACUAAAUCAUAACUAAGAUUUAUAGAGGUAUUUAUCUAAAGUAACUCUAGGUUUAAUCGCCUUUUAUUAACAUUUGUUGUGCCAGGUACUUGUGAGCUUAACAUUAAUAUCAGUAUCCCAUCUCCAGACGCUGGAGUGAAUAUAAAUUAGAUUCUUAUUUACCUCUUGGUAUCUCUAGCGGCCAUUUUAGUGCUUACAUGGAUUAUAAUUACUAUGAUCAGAUAUAGAAGAAAUAAUAGAAUUAGAAUAUUUCCACAAUAAGUCCCACUGGAGAUAUAAAAAUAGUAAGUCAAUUAAAAAUAAAUUGAUUAUUAUAUGUGUAAAAUGCCUUGGUCUGAGUUAGAUCAUCACCCAUUAAUAAUAGAAAAGAAGAUUGACUGUAAGUAAUAUGAAACUUGCAUCAUUUGCUAUCUUGAAUAUUAAAGAAAUUCAGUAUGUAGAGUGACACCUUGUAUUCAUGUAUUUCAUGCUGAUUGUUUAUCAACAUGGUUGAUAACAAACAAUAAGAUUCAAUUUUGCCCAAUUUGUAGAGAAGAAUUGACAGAAUAAAAAUUAGAAGAAUAUUUAUAGCAAAUGAAUGAUUACAAAAAAAAAAAAACCUUAUAAUAAAACAAAAAAAAAAGUAUUGUAAGAAAUUUAAAUGAAGAUCCUUUAGUGAUGAUAUAAGAUGGAAUGUAACCGCUGUCUUAAUGA